UGUAUUCUAUCAUAGCAACUUAAUUAAUCAUCUAGAAUUUUCAUCGACGAAAUGUUUAUCGAAUCUUGUUGUUGUGAAGCAACAUAAGCAAAAAACAAUUACCUUUUCCUCUUAACUCAACAAAGCAAUAAAAUCCUUUACUUGCAUGAGUCCAUGCUACCACCAUAAUCAGCAUCUUCCUCGUUCUCUUAUAAGUUAUAAAUCAACCAACCCCAAAUCACAACUCACAGAACCCUCUCCCUCUCUCACACAAAUCAAAUCUUGCACCUAUGGCACAAUAUAGAGUUGACGCAGAGUAUGUUAAGGAAAUCGAAAAGACUCGUAGCGAUCUUGGUUCUCUUAUUUCCCGCAAAAAAUGCGCUCCUCUCAUGCUUCGAUUAGCAUGGCACGAUGCUGGUACCUACGAUGCAAAAACAAGAACAGGAGGUCCAAAUGGCUCUAUCAGAAAUCAACAAGAGCUCAAUCAUUCUGCUAACAAAGGCUUGGAAAUCGCAGUUGAAUUAUGCGAGGAAGUGAAAGCUAAACACCUAAAAAUUUCAUACGCGGAUCUUUACCAGCUAGCUGGUGUUGUGGCGGUAGAGGUCACCGGUGGUCCAGCUAUUCACUUUGUUCCUGGUAGAAAGGAUUCUUUGGAAUCUCCUGAAGAAGGUCGUCUUCCCGAUGCUAAACAAGGUGCAUCGCAUUUAAGAGAGGUCUUUUAUCGCAUGGGUCUUAAUGAUGGAGACAUAGUAGCUCUCUCUGGAGGCCACACUUUGGGUAAGGCACAUAAGGAUCGAUCUGGUUUUGAAGGUCAAUGGACAAGAGACCCUCUCAAGUUUGAUAAUUCUUAUUUUGUGGAAUUAUUGAAAUCGGAAUCAAAAGACUUGUUGAAGCUUCCCACUGAUAAGGUUCUAGUUGAAGAUCCAAAGUUUCAUAAAUAUGUUGAACUCUAUGCUAAGGAUGAGAAAGCUUUUUUCAGAGAUUAUGCAAAGUCACACAAGAAACUCUCUGAAUUAGGCUUCAAUCCCAAUUGCAAUUAUCGUUCCAAAUUGGCUAAGGCAGUUUUAGGAGUGGUUAUUGCAUCAACUGUUGUGGUUCUGGGUUACUUGCUUGAACUCAACAAAAAAAUCAACUAAAAAGAUUAUCAUAGAGCUGUAUUUUAUUUGUUCACCAUAAAAAUAUAGUAUCAUGUACUACAAGUUGUGAAAUUCAAAAACAUUCAUAUACUGAAUUUAAUUUA
This is a messenger RNA of Lathyrus oleraceus (garden pea), 1219 nucleotides long. RefSeq names its product L-ascorbate peroxidase 3. NCBI's taxonomy places the organism in Eukaryota, Viridiplantae, Streptophyta, Magnoliopsida, Fabales, Fabaceae. The record is from RefSeq and is a predicted model, not a curated record. Gene Ontology annotation, biological process: hydrogen peroxide catabolic process; cellular response to oxidative stress; response to reactive oxygen species. The transcript has 8 exons. Gene Ontology annotation, cellular component: chloroplast. Bases 270 to 1115 code for a protein of 281 amino acids. Gene Ontology annotation, molecular function: heme binding; peroxidase activity.